AUGGGCCUCCUAUCGGACCCGGUGCGCCGGCGCGCGCUCGCCCGGCUCGUGCUGCGCCUCAACACGCCCCUGUGCGUGCUGAGCUACGUGGCGGGCAUCACCUGGUUCCUGGCGCUGGCUUUCCCCCCGCUGACCCAGCGCACUUACAUGUCAGAGAACGCCAUGGGCUCCACCAUGGUGGAGGAGCAGUUUCCAGGCGGAGACCGUGCCCGGAGCUUUGCCCGGGACUUCGCUGCCCACCGCCGGAAGUCAGGGACUCUGCCGGUGGCUUGGCUGGAGCGCGCGAUGCGGUCGGUGGGGCUGGAGGUGUACACGCAGGCUUUCGCCCGGAAAUUGCCCUUCCCGGAUGAGACCCGCGAGCGCUAUAUGGUGUCGGGCACCAACGUGUAUGGCAUCCUGCGGGCCCCACGCGCUGCCAGCACUGAGUCCCUGGUGCUCACUGUGCCCUGCGGCUCUGACUCUACCAACAGCCAGGCCGUCGGGCUGCUGCUGGCGCUUGCUGCCCACUUCCGGGGACAGAUUUACUGGGCCAAGGACAUCAUCUUCCUGGUGACAGACCACGACCUCCUGGGCACUGAGGCUUGGCUCGAGGCGUACCACGAUGUAAACGUCACUGGCAUGCAGUCCUCACCGCUGCAGGGUCGUGCAGGGGCCAUCCAGGCAGCCGUGGCCCUGGAGCUGAGCAGUGAUGUGGUCACCAGCCUGGAUGUAGCCGUGGAGGGGCUCAACGGACAGCUGCCCAACCUUGACCUGCUCAAUCUCUUCCAGACCUUCUGCCAGAAGGGGGGACUGCUGUGCACCCUGCAGGGCAAGCUGCAGCCCCAGGACUGGGGAUCACUGGACGGACCGCUGCAAGGCCUGCAGACACUGCUGCUCAUGGUGCUGAGACAGGCUUCUGGCCGCCCGCACGGCCCCCAUGGCCUUUUCCUGCGCUACCGCGUGGAGGCCUUGACCCUGAGGGGCAUCAACAGUUUCCGCCAGUACAAGUACGACCUGGUAGCCGUGGGCAAGGCCCUGGAAGGCAUGUUCCGGAAGCUCAACCACCUGCUGGAGCGGCUGCACCAGUCCUUCUUCCUCUACCUGCUGCCCGCCCUCUCCCGCUUCGUCUCCAUUGGCCUCUACAUGCCUGCUGCCGGCUUCCUGCUGCUCGUCCUGGGGCUCCAGUCCCUGGAACUGUGGAUGAAGCUCCAUGAGGCUGGAGCAGGCCCAGAGCAGGCUGGGGGGCCCCCUGGACACGUUCUCCCCCUCCCCCCAGCACAGGGUAUGGGGCUGGCCUCCCUUGUGGCACCGCUGCUGAUCUCACAGGCUGUGGGCCUGGCCCUCUACAUCCUGCCCGUGCUGGGCCAGCACGUGGCGGCCCAGCACUUCCCGGUGGCCGAGGCCGAGGCUGUGGUGCUGACGCUGCUGGCCAUCUAUGCUGCGGGCCUGGCCCUUCCACACAACGCUCACAGGACGGUGAGCACACAGGACCCGGACAGGGGCUGGAUGGCGCUGAAGCUGGUGGCCCUCAUCUACCUGGCUCUGCAGCUGGGUUGCAUCGUCCUCACCAACUUCUCACUAGGCUUCCUGCUGGCUGCCACCAUGGUGCCUGCUGCUGCACUCGCCAAGCCCCGAGGGCCCCGGCCCCUCUACGCCCUCCUGCUGGUGCUGACCAGCCCAGCAGCCACUCUCCUGGGUAGCCUGUUCCUGUGGCGGGAGCUGCAGGAGGUGCCGCUGUCGCUGGCCGAAGGCUGGCAGCUCUUCCUGACGGCUCUGUCCCAAGGCGUGCUGGAGCACUACACGUACGGCGCCCUCCUCUUCCCAACAGUGGCCCUGGGCCUCUACCCCUGCUGGCUGCUCUUUUGGAAUGUACUGUUCUGGAAGUGA
Orycteropus afer afer is the source of this 1866-nucleotide messenger RNA. RefSeq names its product glycosylphosphatidylinositol anchor attachment 1 (gene GPAA1). NCBI's taxonomy places the organism in Eukaryota, Metazoa, Chordata, Mammalia, Tubulidentata, Orycteropodidae. The transcript has 12 exons. Gene Ontology annotation, biological process: attachment of GPI anchor to protein. Gene Ontology annotation, cellular component: GPI-anchor transamidase complex; membrane. The coding region runs from base 1 to 1866 and encodes 621 amino acids. The record is from RefSeq and is a predicted model, not a curated record.